GUAGACGCUCAAUGAGUUUAGACAUCAAACAAGCGGGAAUUAAAAAUAAUUGAAAAUUAAAGAUUUUCGUGUUUUUUGGAGUUGAGAAAAAAAUUGAAAAAAAAAUUGAGGGAAAUUUUGAUUAAUUCAAAAAGAUAUAAAAACAAAGUAAAGGAAGUGAUAAAGCCGAACGCCUGGAGUAACUUUUUACUUACUUAUCGAUUUUCUUCCUCCUUCAAACUCCUUAAAUAUCACAUCUUUUUAUUAUUUUAACGAUUUUAAUGGUUUUCAUGUGAGUGCCUGUGACACAGAAGCAGAAGCAUAAAAAAUACUUCUUUUUAUUGAUUAUUGAAUCAAAUAAAUAUAAAGCAGACAUUACAUUUAAAAUUUAAUCAUCAGCAUCAUAUAAGGCGGAAGCAUAACAAGAGGAAUAAAAUCCGUUUAUGACGACAAUGAAAGGAAUGACUUCUAAAUUGCUCAUAUUUCUUACAACAUGUGUGCUCGUUCUAGUACAUGCUGAUGUUGGUGGAAGAGAGAAUGCUGAGUCAUACAUAACGAAGGAAGCAGCCAAAGAAUUAAGAAAUAAAUUAAGCCAUAUUAAGAACGAUGGGAAUGGUGAAGAGCAACAGGACGAUUAUGAUGAAAUUUUAAAGGAGAUAAUCCACUCGAUACAGAGUAAAGGGUCGAAAGAGCAACAUCAGAAGCAUCCGCAGAUAUUUUAUGAGAAAAAAUAUUUUGAUUAUUUGCCAAAUGAUAUUUCGGAUUCUGAUGAUGCAACGAGUGAGGAUUUAAGUCACGAGUUGGGAAAGAAAAAUAAUGAAUAUAAUUCAUUUGAAGACGAGCAGCAUAUGGCAAUAACUGUGGAUGAUGAAGAGAAAGAAAAGCCAAAAAGUGGCAAGAGAAUUGUUAAACGAGAUGUGACGCAACAGGAUGGAGACCAUAAAGCAAGAGUGAAGCGACAAAACUUUUAUUACGUUCCACUGAAUCAUUAUAAUCCUUUCCCUAGAUUUCAUUAUUACUAUCCAUCCCAAGAUCCUUUCUUUACCGACAUUUUCAAUCAUUUAGCCUCUGAAUCCCGUACACAAUCCUUUCCAGUUGCUCCACCUCCACCUCAACCACAAUUUCAGCAAGGUAUUAAUCCAUGGACACCACAAAAUAAUCCCAACUUGAGAUUGCAUCAGCCAUACAACUUCUAUUUGCCUGCUGUUUCACAACCAUCACCAACAUAUUUGCCUGCUGGACCAACAAAUCGACCAAAUUACAAUGUUCCAUCACCUCCUGACAAUCAAGGCAGUCGUCCCUCAGGUCCCUCAAAUGAUGAAUUUGAUGAUCGCAUUAGUGGAUUUGAGUUACCUGACGAUCGUCCAGUUUGGGGAACACAAAAUAUCAUACCAAAGGGUGAAUCUGGUUCAAAAGGUAUGAUUGGAAUGAAAAAGCCUGUCCAAGAAAAGCCUUUCCAAACAACACAACGACCAUUUCAACAAAACCAGCCAAGACCAUCACCAAAUCAAAUCCCAUUAGAUGAAAUAUUUUACACUCCAAAUGAUAAACCAGAAGUGGAAUUAGAGUUUGCACCAGAGUUACAGGAAGACGUUACAUCGACAACACGAGCAUCAAUAAGACGACCAACAAAAAAGAGACAAAAGAAGGAUGAUUUGCGAACUACAACACAACAACCAACAUCAACAACAUUACGAUAUACGGAUCACAUAAAUUCUUUAUAUUCGCAACAGGUAAUGCCUAAAAAACCACUUCCAGCAUGCGUUCAGGCAAUCGUAAAUUGUUGUUCUAAGUACGAUGAUGUUGUGAGGUUGCCAUGCUUUGAGGCUCAUAAUUGUAAUGGGGCAUUUUUUGGUCGCAGUCCAUGCAGUCGUGAUAUUAGGCAGUCAGCAUUUAAAGAAGUUGAAAAAUAUGCAGAAUGAUUUAUUCAGAUGGAUUUUUUAAUUUUUUUUUAUAAGAAUAAAAUGAUGAACUUUUUGUGUAAAUUUAA
Molecule: messenger RNA, 1969 nt
Organism: Chironomus riparius
Lineage: Eukaryota; Metazoa; Arthropoda; Insecta; Diptera; Chironomidae
Source: the annotation of a GenBank genome assembly